Molecule: messenger RNA, 2103 nt
Organism: Symbiodinium necroappetens
Lineage: Eukaryota; Dinophyceae; Suessiales; Symbiodiniaceae
Source: the annotation of a GenBank genome assembly
AUGCCGGCACCUAGUGCCAGAGAGGCAAGAGCAGACGCCAAAGCAGCGGAUUUAUCGGAUAGCCCAAGGGACGACUCCAAGGAUGAGGGCUUCCAGAGUUUGUGUCGUGUGUGCCGGGCACAGAACGUGGAAUACACAUCUGACCUGGUCAUCGUUGCACGCCCGCGGAUGCCAAAGCUGCUUCUCGCGCGGCGGUCGGCCAAAGCGCGCAAUCGCUCACCGGAACACCUCCAUCUGGACAGACGGCAGUUGGGCCGCUGCCCGGUCUUGGAGGAGGAGGCCCGGUUACGCUUGCUGAAUUAUCAGAACAAUGCCAUAUCGCGCAUCGAACAUCUCGACAACCUGCCCAAUCUUACUUUCUUAGACUUAUACGACAACAAGAUCCAAGUCAUGGAGAACUUAGAGAAGUGCAAAAAUCUGCGUGUUCUCAUGCUUGGCAAGAACCAAAUCCAGCGAAUCGAGAACUUGAAGACUCUUGAGAAGUUGGAUGUUUUGGACCUGCACAGCAACAGGAUCAAGGAAAUUCAGAACGUGUCGCAUUUGACACAUCUUCGCGUUCUGAAUCUUGCUGGCAAUUUUCUCCCUAACAUUUUCAAUCUGGACGGACUGGUCUCGCUCACUGAAUUGAACAUUAGACGCAAUUCCAUCUCGACGACUGCCGGCGUGGAUCAGGUACCACAGCUGCAGAGACUCUUUGCGUCGCACAACAACAUCGUCUUGCAUGAGGAUUUACGAUUCUUAUCUGCAGCCACCAACCUUCGAGAGCUUACCUUGGACGGAAAUCCAAUUUCUGACAAAAACAAGGCCUAUCAUGUCCACAUUGUGACCCUCUGCCCAAAUCUGGAAGUGUUGGACAACGUGAAGGUGGAGGCUCGGAAGUGCAUUCGAGCAAAGCCCGAGUUCAUGGAGGCUUUGGAAGUCCCGUCGCAGCGAAGCGAUGCAGAGAUCCAGGCUUCCAGCUCGAGUGUCCCCGAUCAGCCCGAGCAGUCGGGAGAGGACUCCGAGCCUACUGAGCCUCCGGUUUGCAUCCGGAGUUUUGUUAUUUCACCUUCGCCAUCCGCGGCUUUGAAUGUCGCUCCUGCGACAGAAGAGGCCGUGGAUGCUCGUGGUGAGCACACAAACACAUCCAACGCUGCUGAUGUGCCUUUGGCGGAGUCGUCGCCACCGCCGAAGCCGAAAGGGUCUGCAAGGGGGCGUGAUGGCUUGCCGGCUCGUGCGCUGCACGGUCUACCCAAGCGGCCGACUACAGCCACAGCCCGGCCAUCGCAAGCACAACCUGGGCUGACAGACAGCCUGGCAAUUUCUUCCAUUCGCUCAGGCACGAAUCUGCAGCGCCCUUCCCUUCCAGUGUCGACUCAGCCCAUGCCGAUGCCGAAGGAACAGAAGACCGGCUCCAUGACCAGCGAGGAGGUGCUCCAAGCCAUCCGCCUGCAGUGGGAAUUGGUGCUGCAGGGCAAGGUUGCAAUGACGCGGCACGGAUAUGUGCGAAGAGAGCAUGCUGCCGAGCUCUCCAUUUUUGGCCGUGGUCUGGAUGCGCUGGAUAAGAUCGACUACCAAAGCGUUGUGACCAGCAUUCACUUCCACUAUAUCUUGAUUGAGACGCUUGCUGGCGAAAUUGCUCGCCUGUUGAAGUUCAAAGUCUUGAACAGCAUCACCUUCGUCCAAAACCAGAUCCUAGAUCCACGGGCACUGGAGCCAUUUCGCCGGAUGCCUCGCUUGACAUCUAUUACCAUCAAGGAGAAUCCCGUCUGCUCCGGUCGCGCCACCUUGCGUGUGGGCAUUAUCCGCUGGCUGCCCCACCUUCGCAAGAUUAAUGAUCAAGAUGUCACGGAUCUGGAGCGUGCGGACGCAUGCAACCUUCAAGCAGCUUUGCCGGUGCUCUCCAGCCCAGACACGACAGACUCUCCCGAGGACUUGUCUGCUAUGGUGGAAGGACUGAUCAGCCAUGCUUGUACAGUUGAUGAGCGCAUAUCAGCCGUCCAUGAGCACUUCGGAGAGAUCGUGCGUGAUGCCAUCCGUGAGGUGUGGUACGACCUGGCCGAGUCCUCCGGCACCGUCCCAGCAAUGCCAUUGCCAUCAACAGGCUUCACCAUCGACGAGUAG